Humulus lupulus (European hop) is the source of this 2809-nucleotide messenger RNA. RefSeq lists its product as uncharacterized. The record is from RefSeq and is a predicted model, not a curated record. The transcript is spliced from 8 exons. The coding region runs from base 397 to 2682 and encodes 761 amino acids. NCBI's taxonomy places the organism in Eukaryota, Viridiplantae, Streptophyta, Magnoliopsida, Rosales, Cannabaceae.
ACAAAAAAAAGGUUCAAUACCGAGAACAUUAUACCGACAACAUGUCCUCGGUAUAGACAUUUCAUAUGCGCGGGACAUUUUCGCGGUUCUGAAUAGGUUUAGUUGCUAUACCGAGGACCUAUACCGAGAACAUGUUCUCGGUAUAGGGUUUAUAAAUAUCACACUCAGCCGCGAAGCCCCUUCUCCUUCCUCUCUGGUUUCUCUGGGUUUUCUCCGAAACCUCCGCCUCCCUCCGCCGAUUAUAGUCGUUUUCCUCCAUAAAAGCUCGGUUUUAAGCCCCAAAAUUGCCAAGGGUGAAGGAAUUUCUGUGUAUUUGUUGAAGGUUGGGUAUUCGGUUUUUGUUGGAUUAUAGGGAUUGCUAGCAAGAUAUUGAAGGCAUUGUGCUACAUUCAUACAAUGUCGAUCGACAAGAGUUGGAUUAAUUUGACAGAUCGAUUAUCCGAUGAGUAUGAGGCUGGUGUGAUGGAUUUUCUCCAGAGAGCCCGGCAGUGCGUUGACUCAAGGGGAUUGGUGAAAUGUCCGUGUAGGAGGUGUGUCAACGUUGAAUUUCAGACAAUUGAUGUAUUAGAAAAUCAUCUUUUUGUAAAUGGUUUUCUACGGAAAUAUACCAAUUGGCAUUGGCAUGGAGAGGAUGAAAUAAUACCAAUGAGAGCUCGGAUAGAUCAAAAUGAUGAAGAUGAGAUGAUGGAUGUUCUCACUGAUCUUAUGCAAAAUGACAAUGACGAACAAGCGGAGAAUGAGCGCGGUCAAGAGAUACCUACAACUGACUACAGGAGUGGGCAACAUUAUAACGAUUUGUUUGCUGAGAUCGAGGCUCCAUUAUUCCCCGGGUGUCAAAAUUACACUUCAUUGAAUUUCCUAGUGAAGUUAAUGCAUUUCAAAGUGUUGGGAAAAAUUCCCAACAAAAUAUUUGAUGGAAUGCUGGAGUUGUUACAUGAUGCAUUUCCAGCCCCAAAUAAGCUUCCAAAAUCGCACUAUGCAGCGAAAAGGUUGUUGCGGAAACUUGGAUUGGGCUACGAGUCAAUCCAUGUCUGCAAGCAUGAUUGCGCACUGUUUUGGAAAGAACAUGCUGGAAAAAGCAAAUGUCCUGUUUGUGGAGAGGAUCGAUGGGUGGACAAGAACACCAAGGGAAAGAAAGUGCCUCAUAAAGUGAUGCGUUAUUUUCCUUUAACCCCUAGGUUAAUGCGAAAAUAUGCAUCGAGGCACAUUGCUCAACAUAUGAGAUGGCAUCACGAGCAACGUAUAAAAGAAGAUGGUGUAUUGCGUCAUCCUGCUGAUGGGAAAGCUUGGAAGGACUUUGACCGAAAUAAUCCAACAUUUGCAAUGGAACCCAGGAAUGUGCGGCUUGGAUUGGCUGCAGAUGGAUUCAAUCCCUUUGGUAAUAUGAGUCUGUCUUAUAGUAUGUGGCCAGUAGUGUUGACGACAUAUAACUUGCCACCAUGGUUGUGCAUGAGAGAAACUAAUUUCAUGUUGAGUUUAUUAAUUCCGGGACCUCAUUCGCCAGGAAAAGAUUUUGAUGUUUUCUUAAGACCAUUGAUUGAUGAGUUAAAAGAAUUAUGGGUGACUGGUGUACAGACUCGAGAUGCAGUCGAUGGCAGUUUCUUCACUCUUCGGGCAGCUUUGAUGUGGACUAUAAACGAUUACCCAGCAAGGAGUAGCCUUUCUGGAUGGACUGCUCAAGCGCCUCCAAGUAAACGUGGACGCCAUAAGGGAUUGAACACGCGGGAAAAGAGGGAACAGUUGGGGCGUCCUCUCCCUCUCGAGUGGGAUGUGCGGGGGAGAACAUAUAAAGAGAUCGGAGAGUACAGCUCAAAUUUCUCAAGAGAGCUCGGAUUACUUGUUCGACAGUACACAGAUCCGGACUGUCCUCAAUGGUCAAAAGUACCAAAUGCCUCGAAAGAAAGAAUACUUGCACAUUUGGAAGAUGAUUUGUUUGAUAUUGGGCGUACUAGAUAUGGAGAAGGGCAUAUGCCUGGGAUCUUGAGAGGCAUUGAUACUUCGUGUGCUAAAAAGUAUUCUGACUGGAAGUACGAUAUUAAAGAGCACUUAACGAUUAAUGGGCCACAAAAUCGUUAUGGUGGUUGCACGGAUACGCAGUGGCAAAAAGCAAUUGAUUUUUUCCGUCGCCCAGAAAUUACGAAACGUUCUGUGGUCAACAAGGAAAAUAGAAAGAAAUUGAAAGAGCUUAGCUAUGGAGGUUCUCAGUCAAUCCCAGCCUUACGCUAUAAAAAGCGCAAUUUAGAGACUGGGCAACUUGAGUCCAUCCCGGAUAGCUGGAUGGAUACUCACCAUAAAUCAGGCACAGGGUGGGUGACAGAGACAGCAAAAAAUACUUGGGAGGAAUUGCGUGCAUACCGCGACACACAGCAGACACAGGCAACUGAUACUGAGAGUUCCACACCAGUUUCGAGUGCGCCUGAAGAUGAAGACAUAUCUUUGGUACAAAAUGUCUUCGGAAAACGACGGGGCCACCAGAAAGGAUAUGGACGUAUCCUUAACAUAAGGGACCGAACUCCAUUUGAUUUUCGUCCUUCACAAACUAGAGAUGAAGAGUUGUCUGAGAUGAGAGAGCGUCUUCGACAGUUAGAGGAGCAUGUCCGGACUCAUUGUAUCACCCCGGGAUCUCAAUCUGCCCCACCACCACCACCCGAUGAUCCUGAUGUUGGAGCACCGACUCAGUAGGACUUAUGUAUGAAUUUUAUUACAAUUGACUAUUACAUUAUCAUGUUUAAGACAAGUCUUUAUUUUAAUUCAACGAAUACACUCUUAUGUUUUUUUUUAUAUCUUUAAUAUAAGUGUUUUAAUUUUA